AUUUCUUUGCUAAAACCCAAACUGAAGUCUAGCAGAAUAUAAUAGAAAAGAACUUAAUUGUCCUAUGACGGAGGAAUUCAGGUGUUGCAGCAAAGUGACGUGACAUUGAGGCAGUUUUCUCUCCUGGGUGUCUGGAGGUCCAGCUGGAGCUCCACAUAUUUCCAGCCCUGACAUCUGGGAGGCGUCCUGCUGCUGGGGGCGUGGCUCCGGGCUUUGGCUAGGACGUACGGACAGACUGACAUCACGCACUGUGAGGGACGGACGGACGCUCAGCUGGGGCUCUGCCUGAAGGUCAGUGGCUUCUCCUCCUCCUAAAUAAGAUCAAAUAUCUGCUUUAGCGACUUCAUUCAGCCUUUUUAGAGUUGUGGACGAAUUGGGAAUCAGAAACAGAUCUGCUUAUUUCCCCUCCAGAUGAACUUGGCUCUGAUCCACGACCGUCUGUACAUCAAGUCGUUCUGGGAGAACCGGAUCAGCGCCGAUAGCCAGCAUGCUGAGAGCGAAGAAACCAGGAUGAACAAGAGUGCCCUGAAAAAGCUGAGGGAAGAAUGGUUCGUCCGUCUGGAGAACCGGAACAAACACCUGAAGAAGCUCAACGACGGCUUCGUCCGCAAGGCGAAGACGGAGAAGUCAGCUGACCAGACAUGAGCCAAUCAGAGGACAGCAGGAGCGACGGACGAGUUUCAGUGUUUAGAUUCAUAAAAUGUUUCUGAAUAAAUUGUUUAGUUCUGCUGUGAAAUGAAA
Gambusia affinis (western mosquitofish) is the source of this 741-nucleotide messenger RNA. RefSeq names its product protein FAM240B. The transcript is spliced from 5 exons. Lineage: Eukaryota; Metazoa; Chordata; Actinopteri; Cyprinodontiformes; Poeciliidae. The coding region runs from base 412 to 645 and encodes 77 amino acids. The record is from RefSeq and is a predicted model, not a curated record.